AUGCGUCUAUAUACAUGCUUCCUGCAGACUUGUGUUGUGAAGGUUCCAAGUCAUUGGAUUGCUUAUUAUUUUGAGGCGAUACAGAAAAAUUUGUUGCAGGAAAUAAAUGGAAUAAAAUCCAUCACCAUUAAUGCAUGCAACCGCAAGAUAGCAGUUUGUGGUGAUAUUGUAGACCCAGCCAUAGUCAUAGAGACAAUAUCAAGGGUUUGUAAGGCACGUCGUACAGAGCUUGUGUCCUACGACAAGAAGAAUUCAAAUCCUGCUGCAAAUCAUCUUGCACAAGGUCGAACGAUCAAGAAUAAUGAUCACUUCAUUCAAAACGACACAAAAUUAUCCCCUAAUUAUAACAAGGAUGCUAUUGUUCCUGCGUUGAUGGAGAACCGCAGUACUACUGAGGUUGCUCUUCCAUUGAUGAAGAAGAACCGCCGUUUUGAUGGUCCGGUGACUUGUGUUUUGAAGGUACAUUGUCCAGGUUGUCUUGACGAAAUAACGGAAACAUUGCACAAAAUAAAAGGAGUAGAUUUCAUCUUCAGCUUCUCAAAAUAUGGACCUCAUGAAUGGGAAGUAAAAGUUUUUGGUGAUAUAGAUCCACUCACAAUCACGAACACAAUAUUGACAAAAUAUAAGAGAACAGUUACGCUUUCGGCGUACGAGGACUUUCGUCGUCCCCCGAAGAAACCAGCUGGGAUUUUGCAGCGACUGGUUUCCGUUUUCCAAACUUUUUGCGACGACUUUUGACUUCUUUAAUAAUUACGUCCGGAUAUCCGCAUAGGA
Prunus mume (Japanese apricot) is the source of this 774-nucleotide messenger RNA. RefSeq lists its product as uncharacterized. Gene Ontology annotation, molecular function: metal ion binding. The record is from RefSeq and is a predicted model, not a curated record. NCBI's taxonomy places the organism in Eukaryota, Viridiplantae, Streptophyta, Magnoliopsida, Rosales, Rosaceae.